Messenger RNA from Cucumis melo (muskmelon), 3679 nucleotides. RefSeq lists its product as uncharacterized. Lineage: Eukaryota; Viridiplantae; Streptophyta; Magnoliopsida; Cucurbitales; Cucurbitaceae. The record is from RefSeq and is a predicted model, not a curated record. The coding region runs from base 1483 to 3333 and encodes 616 amino acids. The transcript is spliced from 5 exons.
UUUAUUUACUUAUUUAUUUAUUUUUCACAAUCGCCGUCUCUCCCUUCCAAGACUCUUCUUCUCUAUACGCUCCUUCGCUCGCUCUCUCGCUCGCUUCAUCUUCUCUCUAUCUCUCUAUUUCUCUAUUUCUCUAUUUUUCUCUCUCUCCGCCGUUCCGUUUCUCUCUGCCGUUCUCCCUUCUCUCUGCCACCGCACGGCAGCUGAAACUCAUCCAACCCAACAAACAGACAAAAACCCUAUUCUCUGUUCCGAACAACCCAAGCCUCAUUUUCUCCCAUUCACAAUCCCUUUCCCUCUCUCUCUCCGCCGCCGCUUUCGUUCUCCACACUCUCAAACUCUCUCUUUACCUAUCUAUUUUGUUGUCCCCCUCUUAAGCUCGCAUUUCUUUUUGUUUUGGGGACAUACAGCAACCACUGGGAGGCAGUUAUUGAAAGCAGUUACGCCUUCUGGGGUUUCUCUCAAUCAGUCUUCCGGGUAGGGUUAGUUCUUCGUCUUCAUCGGAUAUCUCACAGGUUUUAUUAUCUAUCUCUUCUGUAUUUCUCUUGCGGGUUUGGACCUCUACGGAAGUUUUUUUUUCUUUUAACGGAGGGUGCAUAAUUUGGUUUAGGGUUUCUGAUAAUUUUGUUUUUUUGGGCACAUUCAAUCGGACUUGGGAUUCUGGUUAUUCCAAUUUCUUAUUUAGCUAGGGUUUCUUUUUGUUCUCUGAUCGAACUGUUUUGACGGGGAUAAUCUUCUGUUCUGGAAUUGCUUCACCACCUCUUUAUUCUUGAGGUAUACCUUCUUUAUCUUUCUGCAUCUCAACCGAUUCCCUCAAAGAUGAGGGUUUUCCAAGCGUAUUUUGCUGGCCGAAUCUACAGUUAAUCGAACACGGAGGCAGGAAGACGAGAGUGAGACCUUUCCUUUUAAGUUUUAACAUUCUUUUUAAUUGAACACCUUCAUUUUCUCCCUGAUAUUUCCUCUGUUUUUCAUCCUCUGGUAUUUCACUCCCGUAUGAGAAAUAGGGUAUAUUGAUUUUGCGCAUAAGAUAAGAUAAAUCCCCUUCAUAAUGCGUUCCAGCUUGUAGCCAAAUUGGUAGCUACUUGCUUGAAUACCAGUUGUUGUGAAGUAGGAUAGUUGUAGAAGAUAGACUUCUUUAGUGGCAUUCAGGACAUAAAUUUGAGAACCAUCCCCUGCGUUCUUCUACCGUGUGCGAGUUUGCAAUUCUGAAGCAAUUCACUGCACACCUGUCUUUUCUGGUGGAACCCUGGAUAUGCCAUAAAGUUGAUGAUACAUAUGGUCUGUUGCCGUGACUUGCAUAGUCAGGGAUGGUCGUUAAAGUUCACCCAGCUUAAAAUAGUGGUUAGGCAUUUGAAAUAAUAAAGUACGGGCUAGAGUUUUAUAAAUUCCUCUGCACAAGGAGUACAGUUUUUGGAAAUUUGAGGUGGUAAAGAAGGCAAGACGUGCUCUUUUCUUCUGAUAUUUUGAUCAUGUUCAGUAUUCCUUAUGGAAAGAAGUGAACCCACAUUAGUCCCAGAAUGGUUGAGAAGUACUGGAAGCGUUACUGGUGGCGGCAAUUCAAACCACCACUUUCCGUCGUCUUCUUCCCACUCAGAUGUGCCCUCUCUAUCUCAAUCGAGAAAUAGAAUUUCCAAGACCACUGGCGAUUUUGACACUUCGCGUUCUUCUUUUCUGGAUCGGACAUCUUCAUCAAAUUCAAGGAGAAGUUCGAGCAAUGGUUCUUCUAAACAUGCAUAUAGUAGCUUUAACAGGGGUCAUCGUGAUAAGGAUCGUGAGAAAGAAAAGGAUCGGUUGAACUUUGGAGAUAAUUGGGACCGUGAUGCUCAUGAUCCUCUAGGAAAGAUUCUUUCCAACAGAAUUGAUAAAGAUGCUUUGCGAAGGUCUCAUUCAAUGGUAUCCAGGAAGCAAGGUGAGUUGUUUCACAGAAGGGUUGGAACAGAACUAAAAAGUCACAACAGCAGCAAUGGAAUUCUUUCUGGAACUAGUGUCGGCAGUAGCAUUCAGAAAGCUGUAUUUGAAAAGGAUUUUCCGUCACUGGGAUCUGAAGAAAAGCAGGGAGCAUCAGAAAUUGGAAGAGUUUCAUCUCCUGGUUUGAGCUCACCAGUUCAAAGCUUACCUAUUGGCAAUUCAGCCUUAAUUGUUGGUGGAGAGGGAUGGACCUCUGCUCUUGCGGAGGUGCCCAGUAUGAUUGGAAGCACCCCAGGGUCAUCGUCAUUUCAACAAACUGUUCCUGCUACGUCAGGGGCAGGGCCUCUGAGUGUGACAGCCGGACUUAAUAUGGCUGAAGCUUUGGUGCAGUCUCCAUCUCGAACUCGUACUGCUCCCCAGGUAUCUGAGUUAUCUGUCAAGACCCAGAGGCUUGAGGAAUUAGCUAUUAAACAGUCCAGGCAAUUAAUACCAGUGACGCCUUCUAUGCCAAAAGCUAUGGUGCUUAGUUCUUCGGAUAAAUCAAAGCCCAAAUUGGCAUCAAGAACUGGAGAACUUAAUGCAACCAUCAAGGGUGGACAGCCACAACCAUCGUCAGUUCAUGCCAACCAAUCUCGUGUAGGACAUGUCAAGCCCGAUGCUCAAAAGAGUUCUCACGGGAAGUUUCUUGUUUUGAAACCUGUACGAGAAAAUGGUGUCUCCCUUGCAGCAAAGGAUGUCUCAAGUCCAACUAGUAAUGCAAACAGUAUGGCAGCAAACAGCCAGUUCGCUCUUGCACCUUCAGUUCCACAUGCUCCUUUGAGAAGCCCAAAUAAUACAAAUGUUUCUUCUGUGGAGCGCAAAAUUGCUAGCUUAGAUCUCAAAACUGGAACAACAUUGGAAAAAAGACCGUCCUUAUCCCAAGUCCAGAGCCGGAAUGAUUUCUUUAACCUCAUUAAGAAGAAAACUUCAAUGAGUUCUUCUGCUGUUCUCUCAGAUUCAUGCUCUUCUGUGAAGUCUCCCUCAAUCGGCCAAUCUAAUGAACUAACAAGCGAAGAAAUGGGCAUUCCCGCAAGUCCUCGUGUUAUUGAAAAUGGUGCCGUGGAGAAUAGAAAUGGCAAUAGUUCUGAAGAGGUUCAAAUAUCUCGUGACAGUGGUGAAAAAACUGAGAGCCACGUUGCUGCAGAAUCUCUAGAUGAAGAGGAGGCUGCUUUUCUUCGUUCUCUUGGAUGGGAUGAAAGCUGUGGUGAGGACGAAGGCCUUACUGAAGAAGAAAUCAAUUCUUUCUAUCGGGAGUACAUGAACUUGAAGCCAUCUCUAAAAAUUGGUCGAUGCAUUCAGCCAAAGAUAUUUGUUCCAUCUGAAUCUCGCGAGGACAGCAAGGAUGAUGGAGCCGGUUCUGAAUUGAGCUCAUCUGACUCAGAAGCCUGAAUUACAUUUUUCUUUUUCACCCAUGAGAAGUUCUAGUUCACAUUUUUUAAUGGCAGUGGGGUUAGUUCUUUUUUCUUUUUUUCCCCCUUUUUAAAUUUUUUCCCCUUCUUUUUUGUUUUUGAUGGUUUAAAAGAAAUGCUGAUGAGAGUUGGUUGGGUUGGAAGAAGAGAGGUGGAUGUUAAUUGAACACUGAACAGUGCAAAUAGUGAAAUAAGUUACAGUUGCCCAAAUCAUCCUUGCUGCCUACCUUUACAGCAGAGGAGUUUUUCCGGUUUUUGAAAAAGGGCAGUUGCUGAGGUUUGGCAGGCCUUAAAGAUGUGUAUGCAAAUUUGCAUCUUUUGGUUUA